This is a messenger RNA of Aspergillus wentii DTO 134E9, 849 nucleotides long. Its product is annotated as 4a-hydroxytetrahydrobiopterin dehydratase. NCBI's taxonomy places the organism in Eukaryota, Fungi, Ascomycota, Eurotiomycetes, Eurotiales, Aspergillaceae. The transcript has 3 exons. Gene Ontology annotation, biological process: tetrahydrobiopterin biosynthetic process. Gene Ontology annotation, molecular function: 4-alpha-hydroxytetrahydrobiopterin dehydratase activity. The record is from RefSeq and is a predicted model, not a curated record. The coding region runs from base 68 to 589 and encodes 173 amino acids.
CUCGGUUGACGCAAACAUCCAACCAUCCCGACCAAUCCUAGAAUCCAAUUGACGAGCCAUACCCAUAAUGCGGGCGCAGGGAGCAGCUUGCCUUGCUCGACUUGUCAGUCACCAUCUGCAGCGCCCAGUGUUUCCUGUCCGACCAAUUCUCCGAGGAACAGGGGCAGUGACAGCGACAGCAUUACGACCUCUACGAUCAAUCCAACCAUCCAGGAUGGCAUCCAGCAGUACCAGCAGUGUUGUUCAAUUCUCAGAGGGAGAGAAUGAUCUGCCCGCGUUGCAGGAUGCGAUGGAUGGAUUACUGGAGCAAGGGUGGGAGGUGGAUGGGGAGGGGAGGGGGUUGAAAAAGACGUAUUAUUUCAAGAGUUAUUUUAAGGCUGUGUCCUUUGUAAAUGUGAUUGCAUCCGAGAGUGCAGUGAAAAAGCACCAUCCCACCAUGACCAUCAGAAUCGGCUCGGUAGACGUCCACUGGACGACGCACCAACCCCGCGGCCUCUCCAGCAAAGACAUCAACAUGGCCCAGCACUGCGAGAAAGGCGCCGAACUGAUGAGUGCCGUGGUGAAGGAGGAGGGCAAAAAAUGUAAAUAACCAUCUACCAAGGUCGACAGAAUGUAUUUCUAGACGUGUAUAAUUAAGGAUGAUCAAAAGAAAACAAGUGGAUAAAGUGUCACGGCCAAGGCUUAACGGGCCCUCGUGCGCAGUCGAUCGUUGCUGUUUUGGUUGACCUCGUGUUGGAGAGUUUGUAUAGGAGGAGUAGAAGGAAUAGGGGUUCUGGUGGAUUCUAGAUGAACUAUAUUAUAUCUAUAUCUAUAUUUAUUAUCUUUAUCUUUAUAAUAUCUAUAUUAUAG